Messenger RNA from Trichoplax adhaerens, 1397 nucleotides. RefSeq lists its product as hypothetical. The coding region runs from base 40 to 1218 and encodes 392 amino acids. The transcript has 8 exons. The record is from RefSeq and is a predicted model, not a curated record. Lineage: Eukaryota; Metazoa; Placozoa; Uniplacotomia; Trichoplacea; Trichoplacidae. Gene Ontology annotation, biological process: monoatomic anion transport; transmembrane transport. Gene Ontology annotation, molecular function: transmembrane transporter activity.
GGAUUUGCUUUAAGCGUAUUUUUCUACGGCUAUACGGCUAUGCAAAUUCCUGGCGGUUGGUUAGCCCAUAAGUUUGGUGGAUUCUCCAUAUUAUCAUUUUCAAUGCUCGUUAGCGGAAUCUUAACCUUACUGGAACCAAUUUUGAUUACUACGGGUUAUGCAGCAUUUAUUAUUUGUCGCAUCCUAAUCGGCGUUGCUCAGGGUCCAAUCUAUCCGGCUAUGAUUGAAUUCUGGAAAGAAUGGUCACAUCCAAACGAUAGAGCUCGAAUGGUUACCACUACGGAGAUUGGGGCUAGUAUUGGAACAAUCUUUGCAAUGAUCUUGCCAAGUGUGAUCGUUCAACGUUUGAACUGGUCUUCACCUUUCUACUGCUUUGGGAUUAUUGGUAUUGCAUGGCCGAUUUUAUGGAUUGCUGUAUCAAGUCGAACACCAAGAUCUCAUAACUGUUCAUGUAUGAAUGAAGUUUCGGCCUGCAUGCCAGAAUAUAAUGAAAUUCCAUGGAAAUUAAUUUUUACCUCGUUGCCAGUAUAUGCCUACGCCAUUGCUUUCUUUUGCGAAGGAUGGAUUCUAUUUACAGCUUUGACGCAUAUACCUAAAUUUUUACUGUUGCAUAGGGAAUACGAUAUUACACAUACUGGAAUUAAGUGUAUUAUUCCUUUUAUUGGCCAAAUGAUUAUGUUAUUUAUUAGUGGCUUUCUGUCAGAUCUAUUUAUUUCUCGUGAUUAUUUAAAACCUACUAUCGUCAGAAAAGGAAUUUACGUUAUCGGAAAUGUUAUCUCGGCCGCUUGCCUUAUUACGAUUGGUUUCCUCGAUGAUUUAAACGCUGCUCUAAUAUGUUUAUUUACGACUAUUAUAAUCGAUGGUGCUACUCGUAGCGUGAUGUUGGUUAAUCCUCUUGACUUAGCUUCGCCAUAUGCUGGUUUCAUCAUGGGAAUUGGGCAUGCAGCAUGUAAUUUAGCGGGAUGUAUCUGCCCACUUAUGGCAGGCCACAUUACCGAGAGUAUGGCUAUCGAAAGAUGGCGAUUUGUUUUUGGAAUAACAGCGGGUAUAAGUCUUCUAGGUGCAGUAGCAUAUAUUGUUGGUGGUUCAGCAGAAGAAAUCGAAGGAAUUUCAUCAAUGAAUAACAAAAACAAAUACAAAAGCCUUCCUACAGCAGACAGCGAAAAUGUUCAUUUGCUUCAAAAAGAAAAUGCUUCACCAGGAAUUAAUGACAAAUAAUUUUAAGACCAAUUCAGCAGGCUCUAUGUUAAUAAAUUACGUUAUCUGCAUGUGCUAUGAUAUCUAAAAUCAAUUCAAAUUUCAUGACUAAUAAAUUUUCAAGAUUAGUUAUUUAAAUGUUAAACUUCAUAACACACUAUGUUGAAUGACUAUAUCAUUGUUUGAUCAUUGCAAUAAUG